AUGCUGGCCCAUACCCAUGCUCAGGACCCUGCUGGCUUCAGCACGAGCGCUGACUUCAUCCAACGCGCUGCUGGAUCCUCCCUGGCAGUCGCAAGCCCGCCACUUCUCUGGCUGUCGAAAGCGGCAAAGCUUCGGCCUUUCGACCAGGCUGUUCCUGCGGAGCCACUUUGGUGGGCUGGCGGUGCCUGGCACAAGUUCAACACGCACCGCAACAAAGCUCCGGCAUAUGUGCCUCGGAGAUUCGAGCCGAUUUGGCGUUGCGGGUCCGUCCUUUCCUGCCCGUCGCCGUCGCCGAUCGAGGCCGGCCCGGGGGAGGUCUGUGCACCCCCGGGAGGGUCGGAGGUUUCCCAACUGCUGAAGGUCCUGCUCUGCGGCAGGGAUGGUCAACUGUGGAGCAAGCCGGUAGUCGGUGGGCAGUGGUGCCCUUGUCCAUACGGAGUCCAUGUCAACAUGAGCCGCAUCAAGGCUUUCGAGCUGCUCGGCGGGGACCGGUACAUCUUUUUCUUCCAAGACGGCCAUGGAGGUAUCUGUGCCGGGCCAGACACGGUUCUGAUGUAUGACCUUCAGAGGAACAAGUGGAGCCCACCAACGUCUGCUAGAGCUACCAGGGGUGGACACCAGGAGGAGGUUCACUGGCAACCGCUCUGUGCGGCACAGUCCGGGGAGCCCCUCAAGGCGUGGAUUCUUGAAGCAAGUAUGGACUAUGUCCUUCCUGGUGACAUCCGCGUUGAAAUCCGUCUCUUGCGACCUCAGGAACCACAUCCAGGAGACACCUGA
Messenger RNA from Symbiodinium sp. CCMP2592, 777 nucleotides. The record is from the annotation of a GenBank genome assembly. NCBI's taxonomy places the organism in Eukaryota, Dinophyceae, Suessiales, Symbiodiniaceae.